CCGCGCAGUUAGACUUACGAUAUUACUAUGUGUGUUAUAAUAGCGCAAUGUUGGACAUCGGCGGGCAGAGGGAGAAGAGGGGAGGAAAAGCCUGUUUACACAGACGGCAAACCGCCUGGGGAAUAAUGCGGGAGAGGAAGUGAGCCGGCUCUGUCUGCUUGCUCCAACUUCCUGCUGUGAAGAAGAAGAAAAAAAAUCAAGAUCCCAUUACAGUUCCACCGAGCAGUUUAGACGACAGUAAGCAUGGAAAAUCGGAGGAUUUUAAUAAAUUCUUAUUAAAACUAUCCGGAAGAAAAUCACACUUUAGACGCCUGGGCAUGGAGAGCGCAAUCACUCUCUGGCAGUUCCUGCUGCAGCUGCUUUUGGACCAGAGCCACAAGCACCUGAUCUGCUGGACCUCCAACGAUGGCGAAUUCAAGCUGCUGAAGUCCGAGGAGGUGGCCAAGCUGUGGGGCCUCCGCAAAAACAAGACCAACAUGAACUACGACAAGCUCAGCAGAGCCUUGCGCUACUACUAUGACAAGAACAUCAUCAAGAAGGUGAUUGGACAGAAGUUCGUGUACAAGUUUGUGUCAUUUCCAGACAUCCUGAAGAUGGACCCCCAGGCCGUGGAGAUGGGGAGGGAUGGGGGCGGGGCCAUGCUCCAGGAGGCAGAGUCUCUGGGGCAUGAGGGCGAGGAGGACUCCUCGAAGGGGCCCCUGUCGGCCCUGCGGGCCUCCGCCUGCCGCAACGACUACAUCCACUCCGGCCUGUACUCAUCCUUCACCGUCAGCUCCCUGCGGAACCAGCAGCAGCUGCUCCGUGCCAUCAAGGUGGAGAAGCAGCGGGUGGAGCAGGCGGAGGACGAGGCGCGGACCGUCAUCCGCUUCGUGGCCAACCGCUCGGAGAAGGCCGGGGCGCCGCCAGUGGUGUCCCUGCCGUCCUCGCCGCCGGCCUCAUCGUCUGCUGAGGUUUUUUUCGCCUCCAGGCCCUCCCCCUCCCCCCGGCGCUCCUCCUCCUCCUGCUCCCCCUCCCCCUGCAGCCCCUCCUUUGUGCCCGGGCGGGGGCGGGGCCCUGAGGAGGAGGCGGACGACUCAGAGCAGUGUGCCCAGCCCCUGAACCUGUCGGCGGGCCACAGGGACCGCCUUUCAGGCCCGCCUGAGAAGAGGGCCGCUAGCAGUGGACCCCCGGCGAAGGCCAAGAAGCCCAAGGGCCUGGAAAUCUCCGCCCCCUCCCUGCUGCUGUCCGCCAGUGACAUCGGUUCCAUUGCCCUCAACAGCCCUGCACUGCCCUCCGGGUCCCUGACCCCCGCCUUUUUCACUGCACAGACUCCCUCAGGGCUGCUGCUGGCCCCCAGCCCGCUGUUGUCCGGGAUACACUUCUGGAGCAGUUUGAGUCCGGUUGCCCCCCUGAGCCCCGCCCGCCUGCAGGGACACAGUUCCCUAUUCCAGUUUCCCACCCUACUCAACGGACACAUUCCUGUCCCCAUCCCAAACCUGGACGGGGCGACGUCCCCCCUGCUGCUGUCCUCCAGCGCCCAGAAGUCCUGAUUCCGGUCCUUGAACCCCAGGAGGAGGGGGAAAGGGGGGGUGGCCUGAUUUUCAUCGUCGCGCUAAACUGGACCUCUGCGUUUCGCCAUCAUCACCAACAUCCAAAAGACAGCGGCGGGCAUUUUUUAAAAAUAUCAUUUCAGUCAGAAACCCCCUGAACAGCCUCUGGUGCUGCAGGUCUGAAGUGAGACGUACAGUGGUUGUAAAUACAGUGAUGUUGCUUUUUUAUUUUAGAUCAUUUUUAUGCAGGAUUUUCAAAACAAUGUUACUCAUCUCAAGACCCCCACCCACCUACUCAAGUUCAGAGUGUUAAACAUGGCCAGCACACUUUCUGUUCUGGGGUUUCCCCGGUCCUGAGGUUUGUCUAAAGGGAGUUUUAACAUGGCAGAAAAUGUAGUCUUUGUAUUCCUGGAUGGCUGUAGAAGAGGAAAGUAUGUUUGCUGGUAAAUUCACCUGCGCUUCACAUACACACACGUCACUCGGCACAACGUACCUCAACGGCAGGGCAGCCAUUACACAGUGUAACCUUGACAACCAGAAAAUUCCACACCAACUCUUUCAAAAGAGUUUAAAAUGUCAAGUACCAGGCAGAAAAUACUGGGAUGCUGAUGUCAGGCACAAAUUUAAAAGUGUGGGUUCAUGUUUUUCCUUUGCAGGAUAAUGUUCUCCUGUUUUUUUUCUUUUAUUUUUUAUACAUGAUCCAUGUUAUGUGUUUUGGUGUCUUUCAUUGAGUGUGAUCCUCGUUAUGGCAGGAGAACCCUCAGCAAACCCUCAGUGGGUCACCGAUUUCACAUUGUUUUUGUUCUGGUUUUAUAAUUUCAUCACAGGCUGUGAAUCUGGUCAUGUCUUCAGUGUUGUGUAUUGUAUUGUAUUAUAUUGUAUUGUAUGCACUGUGCUUUAAAGCUAGUACCGGCUGUGCCUUCCAAAUGUAAGAACUAUGUAUAUGUAUUAUUUUCCAGCUUUAAGAAAAGGAAAAAAACAUCUUUUAAAGA
Messenger RNA from Megalops cyprinoides (Indo-Pacific tarpon), 2521 nucleotides. Its product is annotated as ETS domain-containing protein Elk-3-like. Gene Ontology annotation, molecular function: DNA-binding transcription factor activity, RNA polymerase II-specific; sequence-specific DNA binding. Gene Ontology annotation, cellular component: nucleus. Gene Ontology annotation, biological process: cell differentiation; regulation of transcription by RNA polymerase II. The transcript has 5 exons. The record is from RefSeq and is a predicted model, not a curated record. NCBI's taxonomy places the organism in Eukaryota, Metazoa, Chordata, Actinopteri, Elopiformes, Megalopidae. The coding region runs from base 318 to 1529 and encodes 403 amino acids.